GAAAUCCUGUGUGUUCAGGCUGAAGAAGAUCCGAGGAAGAAGCUCGACGGAGAAGAUGAAGAUGAUUAUCCUGGCUUUAUCCAUUUGUACAUGGCAGGUGGUGUUGGUUGUAGGUCAGAAGACGUGUGAGUACCCGGCAGUGCCCAACGGCCACCCUGUGGGGAAGCUAAAACAAUUCUACAAUUCUGGAGAAACUCUUAGUUUGAUAUGCGACAGCAGCCACAAGUUUGACGGAACACGUUAUGCGCUUUGUGACGACGGAUCGUGGAUUUUGCCGGCGUGUAAACCUCUAGAUGGUAAAUGCGCUGCUCCGAGCGUGCUGAACGCCAAACCCACAGGUGAGAUAUCAGCACCCUAUCCUGCAGGAAGCACGAUUAGAUUCCUCUGUGACCACGGCUUUGAGUUCGAAGGAACACAAUAUGCGCUUUGUGACGAUGGAACUUGGAGGCUGCCGGCGUGUAAACGUCGUAGUCCAUCAGCAUGUUCUAAAGCACACGUGCCAAACGCCCAUCUCACAGACGGAGGAAUAUUCGCGUAUAUUUCCACAAGCUUUAAAUUCGAGUGUCAAUCAGGCUACGAGUUUGAAGAAACAACUGAUGGAGAAUGUGCAAAUGGACUCUGGACACUGCCAAUAUGUAAAGCCAUUCGCUGUGAAUCUCCACCCCGUAUUGAACAUGGAGAUUUUACAGAGCUAUCAGGUGCACACGAAUUAAGAGUUCAGUGUGCGAGACUUCAUAAACUCGUAGGACCUGAAACAGUAACAUGUGUGAAUAAAAAGUGGACGGAGCUCCCAGUGUGUAAACCUCCGUGUAAACUGGAGGAAACUGGUGAAUAUAUGAUGGAGGGUGAAAAAAGGACAAUGUUUUGCGAAUCGGUAGGAACUAUGGGAAUAAAGACUGCACAGUGUGUGAAUGGAGAGCUUCAAAUGAGUGAAUGUAGAUUUUUCGUGAAGUAGAACUGAUCUGCAUCAACAGCUGAACCUGAAAGAGCUCCUGCUGCCCAUCAGAAAUCUUUCUUCUCACCUGUUUUAUUCCUGAGUUAUAAUUCAGCAGUUGGAGUUUAGUAGUUACAGUGAAGCUUAAAGAAGCAUCUACACACUGUAUACAUCUCAUUUCAAUAUUAUUAAAUAUAAAGAAAAAUGAAUAAAGUUUAUGAUCAAAUGAUGAUA
Molecule: messenger RNA, 1168 nt
Organism: Silurus meridionalis
Lineage: Eukaryota; Metazoa; Chordata; Actinopteri; Siluriformes; Siluridae
Product: complement factor H-like
Exons: 8
Coding region: 56-955 (299 amino acids)
Source: RefSeq, a predicted model, not a curated record